AUGGCCACUAAACAAGCACUCUGUGUGGGAGGAACCUCUGGUAUCGGAAGAGCUCUCGCUAUUAAAUUGGCCUCACAAAAGAUCAAUGUUUCCAUCAUGGGAAGAAGUGAGCAGGCAGGGAAGGAAAUUAUUGAGGAAAUGCAAAAGUUAAAUCCCCAAGGUAAAUUUGAGAUGAUUAGUGUAGAUGCAACACUUAUGAAGGACAUUGAGAGAGUUUGUGAGGAGUACAAGAAAAAUCAUGAUCGUUUGGAUUAUUGUGUGCUCACUCAAGGAAUUGCAAAUAUGGGAGCAAGAACAGAAACUAAGGAAGGUCUUGAAUUUAAACUUGCACUCCAUUAUUAUGGAAGAAUGUUGUUCAUUAGACAAUUACAGGAUUUAUUGAGAUCUACAUCCAAAAAUUCAAAUGUCAAAGUUCUGAGUGUCCUGUCAGCUGGAAUUCACUCCUACACUCAUAUGGAUGAUUUGGAUUUAAAACAGAAUUAUACAUUGAAAAAUGCAGCAGAUGCCUCUGGAUUUUACAAUGAUUUGGCAAUGGAUUCUCUAUCAAGGGACGAAGGAAAUGAGAAUAUUGCAUUCAUGCAUCAAUAUCCUGGAUUCAUUGCAACUCAAUGGGGACGUGAAUUGUGGGCUCCUUUGAGAUGGGCAUGGAAUGUUGGAACUAUGCUUGCUAGAUCUCCUGAACAGUAUGCAGAGUACACUUUCAAUGCUGCAUUGAGUGAAGAAAAGAUUAGGAAGGGUUUCUACUUAUUGGAUCAGUAUGGUGAGCCAAAGGGUGUAACGAAAAAUCAUACCGAAAACUAUAGAGAAAUUGUGUGGAAACAUACACUUGAAGUGUUGAAUAAGGUCCUUGGCAAGUAA
Naegleria gruberi is the source of this 858-nucleotide messenger RNA. Its product is annotated as FabG domain-containing protein. The coding region runs from base 1 to 858 and encodes 285 amino acids. Lineage: Eukaryota; Heterolobosea; Eutetramitea; Acrasida; Naegleriidae. The transcript has a single exon. The record is from RefSeq and is a predicted model, not a curated record.